AUGUGCAACACAUGCAAAACCAAUGUGAGCAUGGGAUCUGCAACUGCAAAAACAAAGAAUACAUCAAAUCUUUGGACCCAUCUAAGAAUUCAUCAUGUUGAAUUAUUUAAUGAAGCACAGAAAACAAAAGAAAAGGAAUCAUGUGAAACACCAACUCUAUUCCAGCCAAAAAUAAAAGACCUAUUUCAGAGACACACCAAGUGGCAAAAGUCCGAUGAAAGAUCCCAACUUCUGGACAGAGCAAUCACAGAGAUGAUGGUUACGGAUAACCAGCCAUUUACAAUGGUGUCUGACUCUGGCUUUAAGCGCUUGAUGUCCAUAGUUGAGCCAAGGUACACACUGAAAAAUGAAAAAUUUUACAGGACCGAAAUGCUGCCAAAGAUUCAUCAGAAGGUGAUACAGAAAGUAAAAACAAUGUUACAACCAGAGAAUGCUGGCAAUUCACUCUCAUUCACUACUGACUGCUGGUCCGGAUCAACAGAAUCACUAAUGAGUCUUACGUGUCACUUCAUUGAUAACGAAUGGACAAAAAGGCAGUUGGUGUUGAACACAAAGGUGAUGCAAGGAUCCCACACUGGCGAGUACAUUAAAGAAAUGUUUCUAGGCAUGCUUGAUGACUGGGGUAUAAGCAAAGAUAGAGUGCUGCUUGUGCUUCGAGACAGCGGAGCAAACAUGGUGAAAGGAAUGAGGCUUGCUGAAGUGUCAGAUCUCAGCUGCAUGGCACACACCCUGCAACUUGUAGUAAAUGAUGGUCUGUCAAGCCAGAGAGCUGUGAUCGACAUAAUUGCCAUGCUAAAAAAGUGUGCAAGUCAUUUCCACCAUUCAUUCAUUGCCAAGCACCGACUGAGGUGCAUUCAGUCAGACCUUGGCCUGCCCAAAAACAGCCUGAUUCAAGCUGUUCCAACACGAUGGAACUCCACACUCCACAUGCUACAAAGAAUGCUGGAACAGAAGCGAGCUCUUAGCAUCUAUGCUGGUGAGCAUGGAGGCUAUUCUUGCCCUAAUGCUGAUCAGUGGGAGAUUGUAGCAAAUCUUAUUCAGACCCUCCUCCCAAUAGAGGAAGUGACACUAGAGGUUAGCCAUAAUGACUCAAGUGUGUCAUCCGUUAUUCCGUGUGUGAGAGUGCUGAAGAUGCUUCUUCAAGAGAAUGAAGGGCACACUACACGUGGCAUUAAAACACUCAGGGAGGUCAUGAAGGAAAGCCUCAACAAACGUUUUUUGAAGUAUGAAGAGAAUAUAAACGUAGUUAUGGCAUGUCUUUUAGAUCCUCGAUUCAAACAUCAUGCUUUCUCUUCUGAUAAUGUAUUGGCCAAGGCAAAAGAAUGGCUGACAGAAGAUAUGCAAAAGGAGGAUGAUGAUUCAACAGAAACCUACAAAUUCCCAAAAAGGAAACACAUGGAAAAAAGUCUUAAACAUGGCCAAAUUGAUGCCAUGUUCAGCGUUUUAUUGGGGCCUCAUGUAGAGGAUACUCUAACUUUACCAAAAGUCAGCCUUGAGGAUGAGCUUCAUCUUUAUUUGAAAGAACCAGUGAUCAAUAGAAAAGGCAAUCCACUUGAGUGGUGGAAAGAAAAUGAGACACGCUUUAAAACCCUUGCUUCUUAUGCCAGAAGAUACCUUUGCUCUCCACCCUCCUCUGUACCUAGUGAGCGUGUUUUCAGUGAAGUGUCUGCAAUCUACGAAAGAAACAGAAACCGUUUAACAGGAGAACAUGCAGAAAUGUUGUGCUUUCUGCACUACAAUGUACUCCUUCUCAACUGGAAGUAUUGA
Pelobates fuscus (common spadefoot toad) is the source of this 1767-nucleotide messenger RNA. Its product is annotated as zinc finger BED domain-containing protein 4-like. The coding region runs from base 1 to 1767 and encodes 588 amino acids. Lineage: Eukaryota; Metazoa; Chordata; Amphibia; Anura; Pelobatidae. Gene Ontology annotation, molecular function: protein dimerization activity. The record is from RefSeq and is a predicted model, not a curated record. The transcript has 2 exons.